AGAGCAGACUGUGUUUGAAAAUAGCCUAUCGCUGGUGAAGCGCUGUCAUAUGAUAAAACUAUUAACACGGAAAUUAAGAACAGCAAGUAAUUUUUUCAGAAGCUUUAACAGCAUGGCACAGGCAAAAAGAUAUUUUAUAAAUAAUCUACCCGAUUAUCCGGGAGGCGAAGCGAUUCCAAAAAGUCAAAUCGAGAAGUGGUGUUGGGAUGUUAUCAAUUGCAUCGCUAGCAGACAAGGCAAAUCUCCAUCGGAUUGCGAUGGAGGAUUAUACGUAGGAAUCGCUGGAGUUGCGUACAUGAACUAUUACAUAUCCACUCUACCUCAUUUUGCCGAUAGAAAAAAUGAAUUAUUAAAAUCUGCAGAAAGUUAUUUAUAUCCGUCUUUAUCCUACGCCGAAAAGUCAAGUAGGAGGGAUAAAGUCGGUUUUCUUUUAGGAGCAUCUGGAGUAUAUGCUGUUGCUGCUUUAAUUAUGGCUGAAUUAGGAAGAGAGAAGGAAUGUUUGCAGUUAUUAGAGAAAUAUGCUAGCUUAGUUGAUGUUUGUCUGCCUAUUAAUUUUUUUGGUCACGGUUCUGAUGAACUGUUAGUUGGUCGGGCCGGAUAUAUGUGUGGAAUUUUAUUGCUGAAUAGUAAAUUCAAAAGAGAAAUUGUAACAAAAGAAAAAACUUAUGAGUUAUGGAAUGUCAUGAUUCAGUCUGGUAAGGAGUAUGCAAGAAGACAUCGAUCGCAGAGUCCAUUAAUGUAUGCUUAUUAUGAUACAGAAUAUCUUGGAGCAGCACAUGGUCUUUCAGGAAUUCUUCAAAUGCUUUUGUCAUUUCCUGAAUUUUUGUCUAGAAAUCCUGAGGCAGAACAAACUAUAAAAGGUGCUGUAGAUUUCAUGUUAAAUUUACAAACAGCUAAUGGAAAUUUUCCUUGUGCCAUGGAUGAAGUGACACAUCCAAGACCAGAAAGAGAAGAAUUAGUACAUUGGUGUCAUGGUGCACCGGGAGUUAUUUAUUUAAUGGCUAAAGCAUUCUUAAUAUGGAAAGAAGAUAAAUAUCUCAAAUCGUGCCUUCGAUGUGGUGAACUUGUAUGGAGAAAAGGAUUAUUAAGGAAAGGACCGGGAAUAUGUCACGGUGUCGCCGGAAGUGGUUAUGUUUUUCUUCUUUUGUAUCGUCUUACUGGUGAACCCAUUCAUUUGCAGAGAGCUAUUCAAUUUGCAUCUUUCAUGUUUACAGAUGAAUUCAAAUCUGCUAGAACACCAGAUUCACCUUACAGUUUGUAUGAAGGUUUUGCUGGCACAGCUUGUUAUCUUGCAGAUUUAUUACAGCCAGAAAAAGCAGAAUUUCCUUUUUUCAAUGUAUUUUAAAUUCUGAAAAUAGUUUUAAUGCAAGCGUUGCAUGCAUUAAAUCCACUUUGUAAAAAGUUGUUUCUUUGUUAAUUACAAACAUCUAACAAUUUUUUCUGAAAAUCAAUUGGUUUUCUUAAAUUAUGUAUUUUAUAAAUGCAAAUAACAUGUAAUGAAAUCUUUGAGAAACUCAAAUAGAAUACUGUUUUACUAGAUUUAGACUACACAAUAUAUUUAGCAAACUAAUCCUAAUAAUAGUUUUCAAAUAGAAUUAAUUAGACUUAAAUGCUAGAAAGUUAAAUUAAAAUAUAUGCUUUUAAACAGGGCAUUCCACUUGAAAGUAACCACUGGUUUUAAUUUGCUAUAAAACAUGAAUGGUUUAAGAUACAUAAAAGCAACAAGUGGCAUCUGGUGGGAAAAUUCAUCAAGUUUUAUAGAAAUUUUUUUGUAAUUCAAGAUGGUGCAGAAGUUGAAUUGUGAGCAUUAUUGUUCAGUCAUGGCUUUGCCACAGGAUAAAGUGCAUGUGGUUUAGUAUGCCCAAUAGCGUGGCUGCCUAAUUUCUUUGUGUGGUUACAUGAAAGAUAUAUGGUGUAUGCAACUUUGGUCAGAGGUCUUCAAGAUCUUUAGGAGUGCAUCAUCACAGCCAUUGCCACUAUAAGAAGACAUGCUUCUACGUAUGCUGUACAUAGCAGGAAAUUUCCUAUUGCUUUAAUGUCAAUAUGACUGCUGGAGCAUAUGUAGAGAUAACAAAUUU
Centruroides sculpturatus (bark scorpion) is the source of this 2078-nucleotide messenger RNA. RefSeq names its product lanC-like protein 3. Gene Ontology annotation, biological process: peptide modification; carbohydrate metabolic process. Gene Ontology annotation, cellular component: plasma membrane. The transcript has 4 exons. The record is from RefSeq and is a predicted model, not a curated record. NCBI's taxonomy places the organism in Eukaryota, Metazoa, Arthropoda, Arachnida, Scorpiones, Buthidae. The coding region runs from base 50 to 1345 and encodes 431 amino acids.